GGUUGUUUUAGGCCGGCCUCUGCGUUUGCGCAGUGCUCGUGAGACCGAGGCAGCCGCGGCCCAGGCUUGGGAAAGUGGAGCGGCGGCGCCUGCUGCGGCUUGCGGCGGGGCCGGCGGCUUGGGAGACGCGGAUGUGACCGCCGUUGGCCGGGCCUGCGGGCAGGGCCGGGGAGCAGUUGGAAACAGCUCGGUGCCCCUCCCCCGUCAUCCCAUCCCAAGGCGCGGGAGGAAGAAGAGGGGCUAUGCAGCCGCCUCAGCCGCCCCCCUACGAGUUCCUCAGCGAGGAGAACGGGCAGAAAUGGCGGGGGCUCCUCGUGCCGGCCCUGCGUAAGGUUCAACAGCAAGUCCAUCCCAACCUUUCAGCCAAGGAAGAUUCCCUCUUUUACAUUGAGGAACUAAUUCUUCAACUGUUAAAUAAGUUAUGCAUUGCACAGCCACGGACAUUUCAAGAUGUAGAGGAGCGUGUUCAAAAGACAUUUCCUCAUCCAAUUGACAAGUGGGCAAUCGCAGAUGCACAGUCAGCUAUCGAGAAGCGAAAACGAAGAAAUCCUCUCCUGCUGCCAGUGGACAAAAUACAUCCUUUAUUAAAGGAGGUUCUUGGUUAUAAAAUAGAUUAUCACAUGUCUCUUUACAUUGUGGCUGUCCUGGAAUACAUCUCUGCUGACAUCUUAAAAUUGGCUGGCAAUUAUGUUUUCAACAUACGACAUUUUGAGAUUUCCCAACAGGACAUUAAAGUAUCCAUGUGUGCUGAUAAGGUGUUAAUGGAUAUGUUUGAUCAAGAUGACAUUGGUUUGAUUUCCUUAUGUGAGGAAGAGCCUUCUUCUUCUGGUGAACUUAAUUACUAUGAUCUUGUCAGGACUGAAAUUGCAGAUGAAAGACAGUAUCUGCGGGAGCUGAAUUUGAUCAUAAAAGUAUUUCGAGAAGCUUUUCUAUCUAACAAAAAGCUGUUUAUGCCCAAUGAUAUUGACAUGAUAUUCAGCAACAUCACAGAUAUCCAUGAAUUGACAGUGAAACUCUUGGGAUUAAUUGAGGACACAGUUGAAAUGACUGAUGAAAGUAGUCCUCAUCCCCUGGUUGGCAGUUGUUUUGAAGAUCUAGCAGAAGAACAAGCCUUUGACCCAUAUGAAACCUUAUCACAGGAAAUCCUUUCACCACAAUAUCAAGAACAUUUUAAUAAUGUAAUGGCUAAACCUGCUGUGGCCUUACACUUCCAGUCAAUUGCUGAUGGCUUUAAAGAAGCAGUACAAUAUGUCCUACCACGUCUCAUGUUAGUUCCUGUUUAUCACUGUCUCCACUAUUUUGAAUUGCUACAGCAACUUCAAGAAUGCAGUGAAGACGAAGAAGACUGUGAAUGUUUAAAACAAGCCAUCACAGCUCUCCUGAAUCUCCAAUGUAGUAUGGAACGCAUUUAUAACAAACAUUCACCUAGACGUCGGCCUGGGGAGCCUGUGUCUUGGUUCUACAACCGCCAAAUAAGAAGCAAGCAUCUAGCCAUAAAAAAAAUGAAUGAGAUCCAGAAAAACAUUGAUGGUUGGGAAGGCAAAGAUAUUGGUCAGUGCUGUAAUGAAUUUAUAAUGGAAGGCACACUGGCAAGAGUAGGAGCCAAGCAUGAACGACAUGUAUUUCUCUUUGAUGGUUUAAUGAUCGGCUGCAAAGCCAACCAUGGGCAGUCACGACUUCCAGGUUAUAGCAACGCAGAAUACCGACUCAAAGAAAAGAUUAUUAUGAGGAAAGUCCACAUAGUUGAUAAAGAUGACACUUGUGAAUACAAAAAUGCCUUUGAGCUGGUGCCUAAAGAUGAGAACAGCUUUAUCUUUGCUGCCAAGUCUGCUGAAGAGAAGAACAACUGGAUGGCAGCCCUGAUUUCCCUCCAGUAUCGCAGCACCCUGGACCGAAUGUUGGAUGCUGUACUAUUGCAAGAAGAGAAUGAGCAGCCCCUGCGUCUCCCCAGUCCAAGCAUCUAUCGUUUUGCAGUGGAAGACUCUGAGGAGAACAUGGUUUUUGAGGACAAUCUUCAGAGCAGGAAUGGGAUUCCGAUCAUCAAAGGUGGAACUGUGGUGAAACUCAUUGAAAGACUAACUUAUCACAUGUAUGCAGAUCCUAAUUUUGUACGUACUUUCCUUACCACAUAUCGCUCCUUUUGUAAGCCGCAAGAGCUCCUAAGUUUGUUGAUAGAAAGAUUUGAAAUCCCUGAACCUGAACCAACCGAAGCUGAUAGGCUGGCAAUAGAGAAAGGAGAACAACCAAUCAGUGCAGACCUUAAACGAUUUCGCAAGGAAUAUGUCCAGCCUGUACAACUCAGGGUAUUGAAUGUGUUUCGGCACUGGGUAGAACAUCAUUUUUAUGACUUUGAGAGAGACCAAGAGUUACUUGAUAGACUGGAGACAUUUAUUUCCACUGUAAGAGGCAAAUCCAUGAAGAAGUGGGUGGAAUCCAUUGCAAAGAUUAUCAGGAGGAAAAAACAAGCUCAUGCAAAUGGCAUAAGCCAUAAUAUAACAUUUGAGAGCCCUCCCCCUCCAAUUGAGUGGCAUAUCAGCCGUCAGUUUGAGACAUUUGACCUCAUGACAUUGCAUCCCAUAGAGAUUGCUCGGCAGCUAACUCUCCUGGAAUCUGAUCUCUACAGGGCUGUCCAGCCUUCAGAACUCGUUGGGAGUGUGUGGACAAAAGAAGAUAAAGAAAUUAAUUCCCCAAACCUACUGAAAAUGAUUCGGCAUACAACAAAUCUUACACUUUGGUUUGAAAAGUGUAUAGUAGAAAUGGAAAACUUUGAAGAGCGAGUGGCUGUGUUAAGCAGGAUUAUAGAAAUUUUGCAGGUUUUCCAGGACUUAAAUAAUUUCAAUGGAGUUCUUGAAAUAGUCAGUGCAAUGAAUUCUGUCUCUGUGUACAGACUAGACCACACCUUUGAAGCACUGCAAGAAAGAAAAAAGAAAAUUUUAGAUGAAGCAGUAGAAUUAAGUCAAGAUCACUUUAAAAAAUAUCUUGCUAAACUCAAAUCAAUCAAUCCACCAUGUGUGCCUUUCUUUGGGAUAUACUUAACAAAUAUUCUAAAGACAGAAGAAGGGAAUCCUGACUUCCUAAAAAGACAAGGGAAAGGACUGAUAAACUUUAGUAAAAGGAGGAAGGUGGCUGAAAUCACAGGAGAAAUCCAACAGUAUCAGAACCAACCUUACUGUUUACGCAUCGAACCAGACAUCCGGAGAUUCUUUGAAAAUUUGAACCCCAUGGGAAAUUACCCAGAAAAAGAAUUCACAGACUAUUUAUUCAACAAAUCUCAGGAGAUUGAGCCUCGAAAUUGCAAGCAGCCCUCUAGAUAUCCUAGAAAAACUAGCUACUCUCUAAAAUCUCCUGGAAUAAGGCCAAAUGCUGGCAGGCACAGCUCCACAUCUGGCACUUUGAGAGGCCAUCCAACUCCUCUUGAAAAGGAGCCGUAUAAGAUUAGUUUUAGCAGAAUCACUGAAACUGAACAGGAGUCUGCAGCAUCGGCACCAACCUCACCAAACAUACCAUCCACUCCUCCAGUGUCUGCAUCAUCAGAAGUCAGUGUAUUCAUAGACAUUGAUCUCAAUAGCUCCUUUGGUAGCAACAACAGCAUAUUUGCUCCUGUCCUUUUGCCACAGUCAAAAUCAUUCUUUAGUUCAUGUGGGAGUUUGCAUAAAUUAAGUGAAGAACCCCUGGUUCCUCCUCCUCUGCCUCCUCGCAAGAAAUUUGAUCAGGAGCUUUCCAACUCAAAGGGAGGUUCCAGGUCUGAUGAUGAUCCUCCUGCUGUCCCCCCAAGACAGCCACCUCCUCCAAAGAUACAGCCACGAGUCCCAGCUUACACUGGUUUGUUUGAUCAGCCGCUGCAAAGCCCUCCACCACCUCCACCAAGAGACCCUCUGCCUGACACUCCUCCUCCAGUGCCCCUUCGCCCUCCAGAGCACUUUGUGAACUGCUCAUUCAAUCUUCAGCCACCCCCUGUGGGACACUUUCACAGAGAGCCCGACUGGCUCCGGGAAGUUAGCACAUGCCCAAACUCCCCCAAUACUCCUCCUGGCACCCCAUCACCUCGAAUAUUGCGUCGCUGGUGCAUGCUUAGCCCAAACCUUAAUAGCCUUGCAGCACCUCCAGUCCCACCUCGCCAGAAUUCCAGUCCUCAGCUACCAAAACUGCCACCAAAGACUUACAAGAGGGAACUUUCUCACCCUCCUUUGCACAGACACUCUUUGCUAGAAAAUGCAGAAGCGCCUCAAUGACCUUCAUUAUGGUAGUCAUUGACACUGGAAUAGCAGCUCCUAACUUUACGGUUUCUCCUUAAUUUAUUCCAAUGACACCGUGUAUUUGAGCCCUUUGUCAGGCAAACACAUGCACCAGAGUGCUGCAGAUCAAGACUCAUCCUCAAGCAUUGGAACAACAACAGCCUUCAGACUCACUCUAGCCUGUUUACUCACACCAUCAAUCUUCUCCUCAGGGGAUCAGUAACACUGCCUUCUCCUCUUCCUCUUCAGUGCUGUGACAAAGAAAACCAUAUUUUGCACUGUAAAUGACACACUACAUUAAUUUUAAACUGACAUCAGUUCAUUGUACUGAGCCAAAACAAAAGUGGUUACUCGUGGAUUUUUUAUUUCCAAACUGGAGCAUGAGCAGCCUUUUCUCUCCAUAUGUGUGUAUGUGUGUGUGUGUGUGUGUGUGUGUGUGUGUUUAAAGGUGCAAUUAAUUGGAGAACCUUCUCCAAACUGGUGUCUUUAAGCUGUAUCAAGACUGUAAUCUUAGCCAAUAUGGCCUUUUAUAAAGCACCAGGUAAGAUGCAUUGAGAAGUGCUCAUGAAGCGUUCUCACCCAAGCCGAGUUGCAGUGAAUAGAUUCAUUUCAAUGUGAUUUACCUGGGAGAACUUUCAAGUGGAUGUGCCCAAUUGACGCCAUAAUUGAUGGACUUCCCAACAAACAUGAAGACCCAUGUCAUGUUUCUAAUUUUGUUUUUAUAAAUCUAUUCGAAUACUUUCUUUUCAGGAAAAAAAUUAAAAUCAAGAGGUUUGUGCUAGACCAUUAUAUUACUGCUGUUUUCAAAUGUUAGGUGACAUCAUGUCUUAAUUUUUGUAGUUUUGCUGCUGAAAUUGGGAAACGAUAAAUGACUAAAACAAGAGUGUGCACUACAAUUGGCCCAGUUAAGUGAGAAGCAGAAAAGGGUCUGCUUCACCCACCUGUUCAAGAAGAAUUCAGCACGUAUGUCCUAUUCAGUUGUGCCUUCAUUGUUUAAACAAGCGGAGGUGUCUUAAGCUAAAAAGUUGCCUGCUGUUUUGGCGAACAAAGCUAUUGCGCCAUAUUAUGUACAGUUGUUUAUAAAGUAUAAUUUACAAAGUAAUAACCUGUAUACAUUUCUGUGACUUGAGGCUUCUUCUGCAAUCUGUUCUUUCUGUGCAUUAUAUUAUUGUAAGCAUUUCUCUACAUAUUAGUGAUGAAAACCAUAUUAUAAUUACCCUUCUUUCUUCAAAUUAGAGCUUUACUAUCAUUAUGGGGUCCCUUCUGAAAAUGUAGUGUUUAAACCAGCAGAUAUUGAAGAAUGCUAUUUUGGACUCUUUGAAACUUAAAUGAGACCUUCCUCUGGCCAGUUGAACUCUGUUCUUUUCCAUUCAAGCUGGCAUAUUAAAUGAGUCUGGUUUACGUAUUUAAAGAGAUCUGAAGAGAGUCUGGUAGCACCUUUUUCAAUUAAGUUUUUUUUUAAAAAGCAUAAGCUUUCAUGAUGUGUAGAGUAACUAGACUUUGCCCACUUUAAGAUGGGUGGACUUCAACUUCCAAAAUUCCUAGUCAGCAUGCUGGAUCAACCAGUCCACACAACCAUGGCUAAGUUGAGAUAGACUGAUAUAGGAUUUAAAUAGGGAUGAUAGGAAAGGAGGGGAUGACAGGUUGGUGAUAUAGAUAGAGGUUACCUAUGAGACAGAUUAGCAGUAUCUUAUUGAUUAACAAUUGUUGUUUUAAAAUCCCUUUAUAUUUGUUGUUAUCUUGAGCUUGCCUAAAAUGUUUUGAUGUAUAGGUAAUACAGAUAGACUAAUGACCACAAUUGUGACUGGAACAUACAUUGUAAGUCAUUGUGAUCAUAAGUCUAGUCAAACCUAAUUUUAUGACUAUUUUUACAGUGGGCAUUAAAUAAAUCACACAAUUGUUAAGCAAAUCCAGCUUCCCCUAUGGGUGUUUUUUCCCAAAAAUUGGCAAAAAAGAGCAUAAAGUACAAUCAUGCGACUGCAGGAUGCUACAAGAAGUCAUAAAUGUGAAUCAAUUACCAACCAAAUUGCGAUCACUUGGCUAUAGGGAUGUGGUAAGUGCAAGUGCAGGUCAUAAAUCCCUUUUUCUAAGGUCAUUGUAACUUUUGAACAAUUGUAAAAAAAAACUAUCAUAAGCCAAGGACUAUGGUAUGCACAUUCAGCAAUCUCUUGCUCAGUAAUGACUUUAAAAUGGGUUGGUUGAAAUAGGUGCUACCAGGAUUCCUUGGGAUUUUUUUUAUGACUAGGCUCUUUCACAAUGUUCAAGUACUGUAGAAUCCAAAAGCCUUCUCUUGACUGCUCUGUGGCUUUUUACUGUUCUUUGUAUCAGAGUUCUUAACCAGACUAAUAAAUCACCUGGUCUUAAUUUUUAAGAAAG
Messenger RNA from Pantherophis guttatus, 6611 nucleotides. It is a transcript of the gene SOS2, whose product is annotated as SOS Ras/Rho guanine nucleotide exchange factor 2. Gene Ontology annotation, biological process: Ras protein signal transduction. NCBI's taxonomy places the organism in Eukaryota, Metazoa, Chordata, Lepidosauria, Squamata, Colubridae. Gene Ontology annotation, cellular component: plasma membrane. The record is from RefSeq and is a predicted model, not a curated record. Gene Ontology annotation, molecular function: protein heterodimerization activity; guanyl-nucleotide exchange factor activity.